UACAAUUUUACUAACCUUAAACUUAAAAAUAAAUUAAUUUAUAUCUAAUUAAUGGAAUGCACUAAUUUGAUGUGAUGACAAAAUGAAUGGAUCAAGCAGAGCACUAGUGCAGACCAGAAUCCAGAAUGUAAACGUAAUAAAUCAUCACUUUAAACGACCGUAGUUCAGUUAAUAGGCUACUUGUGACUAGGAGAAAUAUUUUCACCGUUAUUUUCAGAUAGAGAAGAUGGAGGAACAAUUUUUGGUGUACUACUGCUCUGUUUGCAACGUUUGUAAACAGCCAUCAGAGUCAUCAUCAUGUAUGAAGUUUUGUUCUGGAUGUAAACUAGUGCAGUAUUGCUGCAGCGAACAUCAGAAGCAAGACUGGCGUCAACACAGGGAGCUCUGCAAAGGAAUACAGCAGAUAAUGAGCAAGAAGCAGAUGGCCCACGUGUAUCAAGACGCGAAACAUUACCUUCCAGAUGAUCUUCCCAAAUGGAAUGCACUGAGGAUGUCUGUCGUAAAACUCGUCGAGAUUACCCUCAACAGAAAUUUAAACCAUUUAGAAAUGCAAAUGUGUCUUUUCCCCCCAGUUUGUCAGUAUUGUCACCUCUAUAAAACCAAUCAAAUGAUCACUUGUUCCGAAUGUAAAUCCUUGAUGUAUUGCAGUGAAGACCAUCAAGAAAAAGAUGUGGAACAUCGCAGUAUCUGUAAACUUUUUCGUCUCAGUUUUGAUGCCGAUAUGUUACGAUAUCGGGAACAAACGACACUGUAUGAGUGUUUUGAUUUUUCAUAUCCAAGCAGCCAAAUUAAGGGUUUUCCUGAGAACAUGGAAGCGUUAAUAAAGUUAUUAUUUCCAGCUUUAACUACUAAAGAAGUGUGUAUUAGCGAAAUGCUGUCUUUUUAUAUGACUUUAUUUUACGUAAUUUCUAAAAUUGCCAAAAUGACGAGUAACAAACUCACGGUACAUGUUGUUGGGGCUGAUGCUAUGGAGUUAGUGGCAGUUCAGACGAUUCCUCUUAUUCAUCAGUUGAUCUCACAUGUUACUCAUUUAAAUAUUGUUCUUGUUGGGCCGAGUGUCGACACUUGCGAUUUUAUUCCUCUGUGUUCAGAAGUAAGUAAUGUCAACGUGUCAUCUGUUUGUAUGUUGUACCAUGAAUAUGUAGCCAACCCAAAAUUUGUCACACCAAACAUUAUAGCUGCUUUAAACUGCGGUUUCUGUGAGUUUGAAGCAAAUGAAGAAAAAGACACAUGGAAGGAUUCUUUGUGUUCCAUUUUGAGUUUUAGUAAUACUUUUGUACUUAUAACAUCAUACACCAAGAAAGAAUCUGAAACUGAUUUACAAAAAUUGCUCAGGGCAAAAUGUAAGGACAUGGACUGUCAAACAAUUGUAGAGUGCCAAGAGAAUCCAUUUAGUAGCUUGUGUCCUCAAAGGGAUUGGGAAAAUCAAGGAGUUUACUAUGUAAACAAAUUUAUAUCAGUUUUAAAAGUCUAACAAUUGUUAGACUUUAUGGGUGAAUACGAGCUGCUAUACCUGUGGUUGGCAACGGAAGGAAUACGGGCGUUCGCAAAAGAGAAAAUGCCGUUUUUUAAAUCUGCUGUAUGAUAUAGUUACAAAUCUAUUAUUUAAUUUAGAACACCUAUUUUACUAUAAUUAGUAUUCAAUUCAUCCAUAUAUAAAUCCCAAAGUACCCAUGAACUUUUGAGAAAACUACAAGUCACACCCCCAUAAACCAUAUAGCCUACUUAAAAUGUUUGUCAUGACGAGAAACUUUGCGCAAAACUAUCUAUAAAUUGCCCUUUAAGAUCGUAAUUCCUUCUAAAGGGAACUUCCCAUAUACCUAAUGUAAAAUAUACCCCAGCUGUUUGUUAUUCUUUCAAUUUAUUACCUUAUUAAAAUCAGCUGUGAUUAUUUUGUUUGUAUUACUGUAUCCUGUUUUGUUUAUUUCAGCUUAACUUAACCAAUCAAUAGUUUUAUUAAUAGGCCUACUUAUGAAGUCAAACGGGGAGAAGCCCGUGGUAACAGCAAGUUUCUUUGAAUUCAGAUCAGCGGUUCAAGUGCUCUAGGUAAUCAAAGUACAGCACAAAAGUAGCCCUGAUGUGUGUUUGAAAAUAAUUUAACUCUUUGAUUUAAUUUGAAAAGAUAAACAUAUUUAUGCACAUUUAAUGAAAUGGCAAACAUGCGCUAGCAGUCGGCAGGAGCAGACACACUUCUCGCUCGCUGCUUAUAGAAACGCUGAGGGAAUACAGUUUAAGGGUUGAAGUUUUAUGCUUGUGUAUUUACUCUGGAUUGUAACUACUUUAUUACAUUAUAUUCAAACGAGUUCUCGGACCAGCAUGAUCGGACCACAGAUCUUCUUUACCCAUAGCUCUUUACCAUCCGCCACUAAAUAAAAUUUGCUCAGUUAGUUCCUAUGAGAAUUUUACAACUGCAUGUAAACCACAUUACUGCUGAGAGGCUUUUUUUAAUCAAUUACAUUGUUCAAUUAGAGAUUUUUAAUUGGAAUCCUUUGUAUAAUGUUGGUGAUGUAAAUGUAGCUGUAGAUAUUUAUUUGUUUUUAUUUUCAAUAAUUGAUCAAUGUGUUGGUAAGUAUAAUUUUGUCCGAAAAAGUAAAUAUCCUGUUUAGUUUACAAAGGAUAUAAAUGAUUCUAUUAAGCUUAAAACAAGUAUGCUAAAAAACUAAAGUUUUCAAACUACCAUAAUGCAUUGUUUAGAACUGUAAGAUCGUACAAUUUGAUGUUUGUUGAGAGAGUUGUAUAAAUGUAAACACUACUUCUUUUUGGAACUAUGUCAAGUCCAAGAAUCAUUUAUCUAGUUUUGAAUUAGAGUCUUCUGUUAUGAACUACAUGAAUGUAAAUGUUCCUGUGGACAAGGUAGCUGAAACAUUUGCAACUCAUUUUGGCUCAGUAUUAAAUAAAGACAACUUAAUUAUUCUAACUUCAUUCAAGACUCUUAAAAAGUAGUAAACACAUUCAUUUUUUUAUUCCUGAAGUUCAGUUGGCAAUCAAAUAUUUUAAAUCGAAAAAGUCAUCAGGUCCUGACAAUAUUCCCUCAUACAUUGUCAAAGGGUGUGCGGAAGGUCUCUUCUCUCAACCACUUUACUUUGCUAUGUAUUUAAUUUAUCCAUGUCAUCAAGUUUUUCCCCAAAAAAUGCAUGAAAUAAGCCAAGGUCGUCCCAAUACACAAAUUAGGUGAAAUAGGCCAUAUUGAGAGCAUUAUCGUCAAAUAUCCUUUAAAAAAUUCCUUUGUAAAGGUUUUUGAGACCUUGCCAUUUGCCAAGAUUGUCAAUUUGAUGUUUUAUACUUGCACACUGUUUAAAUUUCACUUGUUACAGUCUUACAU
Macrosteles quadrilineatus (aster leafhopper) is the source of this 3322-nucleotide messenger RNA. RefSeq lists its product as uncharacterized. The coding region runs from base 227 to 1474 and encodes 415 amino acids. NCBI's taxonomy places the organism in Eukaryota, Metazoa, Arthropoda, Insecta, Hemiptera, Cicadellidae. Gene Ontology annotation, cellular component: extrinsic component of mitochondrial inner membrane. The record is from RefSeq and is a predicted model, not a curated record. The transcript is spliced from 2 exons.